Messenger RNA from Ziziphus jujuba (common jujube), 1755 nucleotides. RefSeq names its product pentatricopeptide repeat-containing protein At2g22070-like. Gene Ontology annotation, biological process: RNA modification. The record is from RefSeq and is a predicted model, not a curated record. Gene Ontology annotation, molecular function: zinc ion binding; protein binding; RNA binding. The transcript has a single exon. Bases 1 to 1755 code for a protein of 584 amino acids. NCBI's taxonomy places the organism in Eukaryota, Viridiplantae, Streptophyta, Magnoliopsida, Rosales, Rhamnaceae.
AUGAGGUGUUCAGCUGUCUACCCCAACCACUUCACCUUCUCUGCAAUUUUGUCUGCUUGUGCGGACACCAUGAUUGUCUUUCAUGGUGAACAGCUGCAUUGCUUGAUUUGGAAACAUGGGUUUGACGCCCAUGUAUUUGUUUGCAGUGCUUUGGUUGACAUGUAUGCCAAGAGUUCCGAAAUGACCCUGGCUGAGAGGGUGUUUGACGAAAUGCCUGAGAGGAAUCUUGUUUCUUGGAAUUCUAUGAUUGUGGGAUUCUUACAGAAUGAGUUAUAUGAUCAGGCUGUUGAAUUUUUCAGAGAAGUUCAUAGGGAGAGUGAGGUGAGUCCUGAUCAAGUAAGCUUCUCGAGCGUACUGAGUGCUUGUGCCAAUAUGGGUGCCCUGGAAUUUGGCAGACAAGUCCAUGGGAUUGGUUUUAAACAGGGUUUGGUAACCUUAACUUAUGUGAAGAACUCGCUGGUGGACAUGUACUGUAAAUGUGGGUGGCUUGCUGAUGCUGCUAAUUUGUUUUGGACCAUUGGAGAAAGAGAUGUUGUUUCGUGGAAUGUUAUGGUAAUUGGAUGCAUUUGUAAUCACAAGUUUGAGGAUGCUUGUAAUUAUUUUUGGGUCAUGAGAAGGGAAGGUAUAACACCUGAUGAGGUUUCUUACUGUUCAGUCCUUAAUGCUUCUGCUAGCCUUGCAGCUCUUGAUCAAGGCACUUUAAUACAUGAUCAAAUAAUAAAAUCUGGCUUUGCGAAAAGUGCUUGUGUUUCAAGCUCAUUAAUUACAAUGUAUGCAAAAUGUGGGAGCUUGAUUGAUGCUUAUCGCAUGUUCAAUGAAACUGACGAACGUAAUGUGGUUUGUUGGACUGCUAUGCUUGCAGCUUACCAACAACAUGGUUGUGCAAAUCAAGUGAUCGAGCUGUUUGAGAAAAUGCUUGAAGAGGGGAUGAAACCUAAUUAUGUCACUUAUGUUUCUGCUCUGUCAGCUUGUAGCCAUACCGGGUGGAUAGAAAAAGGUUUUAAAUACUUUGAUUCUAUGACCAAAGUACAUGGUAUCAACCCUGGGCGUGAACAUUAUGCAUGCAUGGUUGACUUACUUGGGCGUGCAGGUCGGUUGGAUGAAGCUCGGAGGUUUAUAGAAACAAUACCUGUCAAGCCGAAUGCUUCAAUUUGGGGAGCUCUGCUUGGGGCUUGUAUGAAGUAUGACAAUAUCAAAAUGGGAAGGGAAGUGGCAGAGACGCUUUUCGAGUUGGAACCAAAUAAUCCUGGAAAUUAUUUGCUGCUUUCUAAUAUGUAUACACGUAAAGGAAGGUUGGAGGAAGCUGAUGAGGUGAGAAGAUUAAUGGGGGUCAAUGGGGUAAGGAAGGAGCCUGGAUGUAGCUGGAUUGAUGUUAAGAAUAGAACCUUCGUGUUUACAGUUCAUGACAGGUCAAAUUCUAGGAAUGAUAAGAUUUAUGAGAUGUUGAGAAAAUUGAGAGAGUUGAUGAAGAAGAAAGGCUAUGUGGCUGAGACCCAAUUUGCAAAUAAUAGCAUGGUAAAAUCUAAAGAGCAGGACUUGUGGUACCACAGCGAGAAACUAGCCCUUGCAUUUGGGCUACUGACACUCCCAGCUAAAGCUCCAAUUAGGAUAAAGAAGAAUCUGAGGACAUGUGGCGAUUGCCACACGUUUAUGAAGUUUGCUUCAGAGAUUUUCUUGAGAGAGAUAAUUGUAAGGGAUGUAAACCGGUUUCAUCGUUUCACCAAUGGUUUCUGUUCCUGUGGAGAUUACUGGUGA